Messenger RNA from Mizuhopecten yessoensis (Yesso scallop), 1051 nucleotides. RefSeq lists its product as uncharacterized. Bases 287 to 850 code for a protein of 187 amino acids. The record is from RefSeq and is a predicted model, not a curated record. Lineage: Eukaryota; Metazoa; Mollusca; Bivalvia; Pectinida; Pectinidae. Gene Ontology annotation, cellular component: ciliary basal body; centrosome. The transcript has 2 exons.
UUUCCUUUGGUUGGUUUAUAGGCCUCUACACGUGUAUCUGUUUGUGAUGGGUAAUGUGUAACGCUAAGGAAUAGCUGGUCUUCAUACCAUCAUCAGUCUGACAUUUUCUAUUCUCCAAAAUAUUUUCUACGCUUUGACAGAUGGUUGGAAAUUAACAUUAAUAUUAUGCUGAAGUCAAUAGGAUGACACGGUUGCCAUAGCAACAAUAAACAUUCUAUCACAAACACGCGGAGAAGAUCUAAUCGAGGGAGCGCACCAGUGACGUCAUCAUCCUUCUGACGUCACCAUGUCUUCCCAGAGCCGUAAACAACGAGCAGACGCCUAUUUACAAAAAACUAACGUUGAGCUUCUCAAUUGUGUGGACGAAAUGAGGCUAAAACGAGAUGAUCUGCAAAAGGACAUUAAGAAUUUCAAGGACGAACAAUCGAAACUUCAAUACGACCUAGGUAUGAUGACGACACAACUAACACAAAUCAACGAAAGUCUAUGUAAAAAGUUAGUAGAGCGCGAGAGAUUUGACAGUUUGAUAACCGACUAUGAAACAGCAUUUAACCAGCUCGUGUCCGGUUCCGAGUCACUCCUUGCCAAUAUGCGCAAGACCCUAGGCUCAAUCGCUCCGGAGUUCUUGCUUUGCGCAGAGGAUGCAGACCAAAUUUCCACCACCUCUCGGAGGUCAAGGUCAUCGAGACAAUCACACAGUAGUGCGGGUUCGCAUGCGCACACGCGUAUCGACAUGUCACGUGGGACGUCAUUGCCACGGGUGGACACCCGUGCGUCUGACUCGAGAUCGGACACACAGACGGACAACCGUGUGGACACUAGGAGUUCCCAGUCACGCGGAGAGCAGUAGUGAUGUCUUUUAUGCCAUUUGUUAACAAGUUUGUGAACUCUAUCGUAGCUAACUGUAAUAUCAUAAUUGAACGACAUUUAACAAUGUCUGACUAUAAAUAGUACGUGUGCGGGGAUCCCUGUUGAUGCACUUGAAAUUGGUUAUUUGCAGAAAGUUUAAAACUUUUUGAAUAAAUAAAACACCAAUAAAAGAAAAAAAAUA